Molecule: messenger RNA, 4163 nt
Organism: Capra hircus (goat)
Lineage: Eukaryota; Metazoa; Chordata; Mammalia; Artiodactyla; Bovidae
Product: zinc finger protein 420
Biological process (GO): regulation of transcription by RNA polymerase II
Cellular component (GO): nucleus
Molecular function (GO): RNA polymerase II cis-regulatory region sequence-specific DNA binding; DNA-binding transcription activator activity, RNA polymerase II-specific
Source: RefSeq, a predicted model, not a curated record
CGGCACUCUCCUGGUGGCGGUCGUUUUGUCGGCUCUCGGGUGCUAUCGCCCAGUCUCAGGUUCCGGAGCGAGUGCAGAUCGAGACAGGCUGAAGGCAGACUCUUGCCACCCCAGGCCCAGGAGAGGAACCGCUCUUCUCGCGUCCCUCCGCCUCUCCUGCCGCUCCUGGCCCCGCUCCGCCCACAGAGUCCGAUGGCGGCGGCGGCGCUGAGGGACCCGCCUCAGGCCUGUGUGACCUUUGAAGAUGUGGCCAUUUACUUCUUCCAGGAUGAGUGGAGGCUCCUUAAUGAGACACAGAGGUUCCUGUAUUGUGAUGUGAUGCUGGAGAACUUUGCACUUAUAACGUCCCUGGGUAAGGCCUUCAUAUUCCUCCCAGUGUCCUCAGCUGACCUCUGUCUUUCCCAUCUUUCCCUCUCUCCAGGAGACAGCUCUGUCCGUUCCACAGCUGGACCAUGGUCUCUGCUACCUUCCCCCCUUCCUGGCAUAUGUGCUGUGGGUGCCAGUGCUGAGCUGUGUGCACUGCCCCGAGCACUGUGCAAACAUUUACAUGGCUUCAUUCCCUGGCUUGAAUGUAUGUGUGUGACAUGCCUUUUUGUGGGACUUCCAUUUCCCAGUAAAGCUCACAUGCACAUUAUUAGUGUAGCUCUGCUUUCAGAUUGUUCGUGUGAAAUGGAGGAGGAUGAGGUGAUACCUUCUGAGCAGAGCCUUUCUGUAGGAGAGUCACAGGUCAGGACUUCUCAGUCAGGUCUGGAGUUCUCAGUCAGGUCCAUCCACCCAGAAGAGUCAUCUCUGUGAGAAAUGGUCCCAGUCUUAAAAGAUAUUUUGCAGCUGACUGAGCUUCAGGCAGCAUAUCCUGGGCAGACACCAUACUUUGGUGGGUACUCCAGAGGCUUCUGGUUGAACCCAAACCUUCACCAGUACCAAGAGCAUGGCAGUGGAGAAAAAGUCUUUAAAAUGGACAUGAACAGGGCCUCGAUUGUGAUGAGCUGCAUAUUCUAUGUGUCAGGGAAGCCCGUCCCUAGUGAGGAGACUGGAAAGGACUUCCUAGCUACCUUGGGCCUUCCUCAGCACCAGGCCACUCUCAACGGUGAGAAGCCACCCAGCAGCAUUGAGUGUGAGGAGGCCUUGAACAAUGGAGAAAGUCAUCUGAAGUGGAUUGAAUGCAAGAAAGUUUUUGGCAACACUCAUACACUUCACCACCAGAGAGUUUGCACUAGAGAGGGUCUUGAUGAGUGUGACAAAUGCAGAUACAGAUUUGUUCAGCACCAGCAAAUUCACAUUGGAGAGAGGCCCAAUGAGUGUAGUGAAUGUGGAAAACUCUUUAGCCAUAAAACCCACCUCAUUUGACACUGGAGAGUUCACACUGGAGCAAAGCCUUAUGAGUGCAGUGACUGUGGGAGAUCAUUUGGCCAGAAAUCCGAUCUCAUUCAACACCAAAGAGUUCAUACUGGAGAAAGGCCUUAUGAGUGCAGUGAAUGUGGGAAAUCUUUUAUCCAGAAAUCCGUCCUCAUUAAACACCAGAGAGUUCACACUAAUGAAAGGCCUUAUAAAUGCAGUGAAUGUGGGAAGAUGUUUAACCAAAGUUCUGGCCUCCUUCAACACAAAAGGGCUCACACUGAAGCAAGGCCUUAUGAGUGUGGUGAAUGUGGGAAAUCAUUUAUCUGUAAAACCCAUUUCAUUUGACACUGGAGAGUUCACACUGGUAGACCUUAUGAAUGACUUGAAUGUGGAAAAUCUUUUAGUGAGAAAUCUCUCCUUGUUCAACACCAAAAAGUUCACACUGGAGCAAAGCCUUAUGAGUGCAGUGGAUGUGGGAAAUCCUUUAGUCGGAAAUCUGUCCUCAUUCAACACCAAAGGGUUCACACUGGAGAAAAGCCUUAUGAAUGCAGUGAAUGUGGAAAAUCCUUUCGCUGCAAAACCCAUCUCAUUCGACACUGAACAGUGCACACUGGAGCAAGGCCUUAUAAGUGCAAUGAAUGUAGGAAAUCUUUUACUCAGCAUUCUAGUCUCCUCCGACACAGGAGAGCUCGGUGCAGUGAAUGUCGGAAAUCCUUUAGCUGCAAAUCUAAUGUCAGUCAACACCAAAGAAUUCACACUGGGAAAAGGCCUUGCAUACACAUUGAAUGUAUGCUUUUUCCUUCCUUAGUAUACUUCUGUUGCCCCAAAAUUGCCGGGAAAGUUGAGGGUCUUGUGGUCAACCUAGUGGAUACUACCCCACCUGGCCUUUUCCUGGGUCGUUGGCAUGGAGUGGACGAGGAAGAGGCAGCUUCUGAGCAGAGUGUUUCUGUAGCAGUGUCGCGCAUUCUUACUUCCAAGGCAGAUUCAUUGACUCAGAUGGCUCAUCCUUGUAACUUAUGUGGCCCAAUCUUGAAAGAUGUUUUGCACCUGGACGAACACAAAGAAACACGCCAUGGGCUGAAACCUUACACGUGUGGGGCGUGUGGGAGGCAGUUCUGGUUCAGUGCAAACUUUGACCAGCAUCAGAAGCUGUACAAUGUAGAGAAACUCCUAAGAGGUGACAAAGGCAAGACAUCAUUUGUUACUAACUAUAGAGCUUGUGAAGAACCUCUGCUGUCAGAGAAGCCCUUUGCAUGUAAGGAGGAGCAGAAGAACUUCCAGGUCAGUUUGGGCAGUCACCAGCAAAAGGCAACCCACAGCAAGAGGAAGACACGGAGUCCUGAGAGUGGGCUGGCUUUGCACAUUGGACAGAUGCAUUACAAGUGCAAUGAAUGUGGGAAAGCUUUCAGCCGCAAGGACACGCUUGUCCAGCACCAGAGAAUCCACACUGGAGAAAAGCCUUAUGAGUGCAGUGAAUGUGGGAAAGCUUUCAGCCGCAAAGCCACACUUAUCCAGCACCAGAGAAUCCACACAGGAGAAAAGCCUUACGAGUGCAGUGAAUGUGGAAAAGCCUUUAGCCGUAAAGACAACCUUACUCAGCACAAAAGAGUUCACACCGGAGAGAUGCCUUAUAAGUGUGGUGAGUGUGGCAAAUACUUUAGCCAUCACUCCAACCUAAUUGUACACCAGAGAGUUCACAAUGGAGCAAGGCCUUACAAGUGCAAUGAUUGUGGGAAAGUCUUCAGACAUAAAUCCACACUUGUUCAGCAUGAGAGUAUCCAUACUGGAGAAAACCCUUAUGUUUGCAGUGACUGUGGAAAGUCCUUUGGCCACAAAUACACCCUCAUUAAACACCAGAGAAUUCAUACUGAGGCAAGGCCUUUCAAGUGCACUGAAUGUGGGAAAUUCUUUAGUCGAAGCUCUGACUUUAUUGCACAUCAGAGAGUUCACACAGGUGAAAGGCCUUUUGUGUGCAGCAAAUGUGGGAAAGAUUUCAUCAGAACCUCCCACCUUGUUCGGCACCAAAAAGUUCACACUGGAGAGAGGCCAUACGAAUGCAGUGUGUGUGGGAAAUCAUAUAGCUUAAGCUCCCACCUCAUUAGGCACCAGAAAGUUCAUGUUGCAGGAAGGCUUUAGGAGUGCUUUUAACACAGCAGGACUCAUGGGGAGAGCUCUGUGACUUCCUGUAGAGAGAGAGACAUCAAAUCGUGUGUUGAACCAUGUAUAUCUAGACAUUGACAGUUGAGAGAUAGUUUAUGAAUGCCAUGUACAGGGGAAGCUUUCAGAAGCUAUGUCGCACUUUCAGACCUGCUCGGGUUCCUUGCCGAAUUUUUUAGUAUCAAUGCCUGUGGCUGAAAACAUCUCAACUCUACCCUAAUAUCCUCAGGGGGAGGCAAAACUUCAUAGUCUCUCUGUAGUCCCUGGAGGGAAUGAUAAGAAACCUGAGUUCCAGAAUUCCCUGGUGGUCCAAUGGUUAGAACUCUAUGCUCCUGAAGGCCCAGGUUCAAUCGCUUGUUGAGGAAAUAAAAUCCCACAAGCCAUGUGGCCAUAAAUAAGUAAAUGGAAACCUGAGUUAAAUGGGGGUCCUUGUUUGCUCCCCUCUGACUGGCAAAGGUGUAUGCAUGACCCAUCUUUAGCCAAGAGGAACUGAGCUGUGUUUUGGUAACAGAAAAGGUUUACUUUCUUCAUGGACAUUGUUGGUUUCACUCUCAUGUAAUACUUGUAACAUUUUUCCAGCUCCAAGUCCCCCAACCUGGAUAAUAAUUUGCUUCAUGUUGCUCUGGUUUGUGUGAUAAUAAAUACCUUAUUAUUUAAACCACCUUUAA